AACCUUAUCUUGCAAGCACUUAGCGAGUGUUGUUCAAUUACUCGAUAUGGAGAGUACACCUCAACUGUUGCUGUCAUCUUUUAACAAAGUAGAAACAGCUGUCCCCUGACCUUUUGUCAGAGGGACCCACUUCAGCAACCUGUGAACUGCAAGAAGCUUAUCAUGGGAAGUGUGCCUAUCAUGAUAAGCAAUGGUACUUAUCCUCGAAAGUGCUGCUUCCCUAUAAAAUACCCCUCUGCGAUAGUCCUUUAGAAACCCAAGAAGCGGCAUCCUCUUGGGAGGAGAGAAAUUCAAGGAGAGAAACUGAGAAAAGCUCUGGUUCUCUGUUUCUUUGAUUUGCUCUGUCUUUUUCUCUGUUUUGCAAGUUUAGUUUCAAUGACGACUGCACUUAGCAGAGAUCUGAUCUUCCUGAUCCUGCAGUUCCUCGAUGAAGAAAAGUUCAAGGAAACUGUUCACAUCCUUGAGCAGGAAUCAGGACUGUUUUUCAGCAUGAAGUACUUUGAGGACCUGAUCCUAGGCGGAAAAUGGGAGGAGGUUGAGCAGUAUCUUUCUGGGUUUACUAGAGUGGAUGAUAAUCGUUAUUCCAUGAAGAUAUUUUUCGAAAUCCGCAAACAAAAAUACCUCGAGGCGUUGGACAAGCUUGAUAGGGCCAAGGCUGUUGAUAUCCUCACCAAGGAUCUUAAAGUUUUUUCCUCUUUUAAUGAGGAUUUAUUCAAGGAAAUCACUCAGCUCCUAACAUUAGAUAAUUUUAGGGAGAAUGAGCAAUUAUCAACUUAUAGAGAUGCAAAGACUGCAAGAACAAUUAUGUUGAUCGAGCUCAAGAAACUUAUUGAGGCAAAUCCUCUUUUCCGUGACAAGUUGCAGUUCCCCAACAUUAAAAAUUCAAGGUUACGGAUGCUCAUUAAUCAAAGCUUAAACUGGCAGCAUUCCCUUUGUGCAAAUCCUAGGCAAAAUCCUGAUAUAAGAACUCUUUUGGUGGAUCACAGUUGUAGAAAUUCCACUGAUCCAUACACACAACUUGCCACAAGCAAUCAGCAUAUAGUUUCCGCACAAAAAACAGAAGGUUUUAUUCCAUUGUGUGCAAAUGGGCCAUUCCAACCUGCACCAACACCAGUUCAAACUCCAUUUAGUGCAUGGGUACCAACUCCUUCAAGCAUGAAUCACCCGGUAGUUUCUGGAGCAGGAGUGGGCUUUAGUGGCCCAUCAAAUCCCUCUGCAGUGUCAAAGGGUAUUGGGGAUUCUGAUAGUAUGUCAAAGGCAAGGCCCUGUGCAGUUCCUGACAGGAUAAUGCUACCAGGUAUGAGUCCCUCUCAGAAUGGUUUGCAAUUUAACAUGACUGAAGAAUUGCCCAAAACUGUUGCACGCACAUUGAACCAAGGAUCAGUUCCCACAAGCAUGGACUUUCAUCCUAUUCAACAAACUCUCCUUCUGGCUGGAACCAACAUUGGGGAAAUAAGUUUGUGGGAAGUUAGUUCUAGAGAGAAGUUAUUUUCAAGAAAUUUUCAGGUGUGGAAUAUUGGAGCAAGUUCGAUGACAUUAAAGGCAACUUUAAUCAAAGAUCCAUCUGUCUCAGUAAGACGUGUAUUAUGGAGCCCUGAUGGUUCUUUGUUUGGAGUUGCAUAUUCUAAACACAUGGUGCAGUUGUAUACUUAUUUUGGAGGGAAUGACAUUAGACAACAUUUGGAGAUUGACUCUCAUAUUGGCGCUGUAAAUGAUCUAGCAUUCUGUAACCCGUCUAACAAACUUUCAGUUAUUACUUGUGGUGAUGACAAGACCAUCAAGGUGUGGGAUGUAGCUACUGGAAUUAAAUUGUACGCAUUUGAAGGUCAUGAGGCUGCUGUACAUUCUGUCUGUCCUCAUUACAAAGAAAAUGUCCAUUUUCUGUUUUCAACAUCAGUGGAUGGCAAGAUAAAGGCGUGGUUAUAUGACAUGAUGGGAUCCAGGGUCGAUUACUAUGCUCCUGGUCACUCCUGUGUGACAAUGGCCUAUAGUACUGAUGGAAAAAGGUUAUUCUCAUGUGGAACCACAAAAGAAGGGGAGUCACACAUGGUUGAAUGGAAUGAAAAUGAAGGUACCAUGAAGAGAACAUACCAAGGAUUUCACAAACCUUCUUUGGGAAUUGUGCAGUUUGAUACUACCAAGAAUCGCUUCUUGGCAGCUGGUGAUGAUUAUUCGAUUAAAUUCUGGGAUAUGGAAAAUAGCAUUCCUUUAAUGACUGUUGAUGCUGAGGGUGGACUACCAGCAAGUCCACGUAUCCGCUUCAACAAGCAGGGUUCCUUGUUGGCUGUUUCUGCAAAUGAUAAUAAAAUAAAAAUUUUAGCAACAGUUGAUGGUCUUCGAUUGAUGCAUACAUAUGAAACUCAUUCCCAUAUUACUUCAAGACAUCCAUCUGAUGCUCCAGUGAAGAAUGGUGACUCAAAAAUGUUGGAGGAUACAAAACCACGAUCAGCUGAAGAAGUAAACCCAAUGAAAGCAGGCAAGCUUACUGAAAUUAGUACACCUGGUCAAUUUCGUUCACUGAAACUCUCAGCUCAUUUUGGAACAGAUAAGAUCACAAGGUUGAUUUAUACUAAUUCAGGUAAUGCCAUUUUGGCAUUAGCAUUAAACGCCAUUCAUUUACUGUGGAAGUGGCCACAAGGUGACCUCAAUUUGAGUGGGAAGGCAACAACAAAGGUUACCCCUCAACUAAUACAACCAGCAUCAGGCAUAUUAAUGAUCAAUCAUCGGAUUGAUGGUGGUAGCCCUGAUGAAAAUGUGCCGUGUUUUGCAUUGUCCAAGAAUGACUCUUAUGUCAUGUCUGCAUCAGGAGGCAAAAUUUCGUUGUUCAACAUGAUGACAUUCAAGACAAUGGCAACCUUCAUGUCUCCACCACCUGUGGCAACAUAUCUUGCUUUUCACCCUCAGGAUAACAAUAUAGUUGCUAUUGGCAUGGAGGAUUCCACAAUUUACGUAUAUAAUGUUCGUCUAGAUGAGCUCAAUAGCAAGCUUAAGGGUCACUCUAACAGAAUCACUGGCCUCGCCUUUUCCCACCUGUUAAAUAUACUUGUUUCUUCUGGAGCUGAUGCUCAGAUCAUUGUGUGGGACUCCAGUCAAUGGGAAAGGCAGAAGGGUUGUUUCUUGAAAACUCUAGCAGGAAGGACACCCACGGCAAGGUCAGACACCCAGAUUCAGUUUCAGCUGGAUCAGACACAUUUGCUUGCUGUGAAUGAGACUCAACUCGCCAUAUAUGACAUGAGGAAACUGGAGUGUGUAAAGCAGUGGGCUAUAGGAGAAGCUUCAGCACCAAUCUCCCAUGCAACAUUUUCUUGUGAUAGCCAGUUAGUGUACAGCAGUUUCUUGGAUGGAACAGUGCGUAUAUUUGGUGCCUCAAAUCUUCAAUUACAACGCCAGAUAAAUCCCACUGCUUAUCUGCCAUCUGAUGUCAGCUCAACUGUGUAUCCACUUGUGGUCGCUGCACAUCCCCAAGAACCCAACCAGUUUGCCCUAGGCCUAACAGAUGGCAGCGUUUAUGUCUUUGAACCACUUGAAUCUGAAGAUAAAUGGGAUGUUGUGCCCCAACGCGUUGACAAUGGAUCGUCAAGUAGCAUUCCUCCUCAAGUUGCAGUCUUAGAUCAACCCCAGGGCUAAUAAUCUGAACUUUGAACAAACCAAUCUUAAUGUGUGUUUAUGGUAUCAAGUUUUUCUUUAUUAAUAAUGUAAAGCCUGGUUUAGACAGGUAGACUUUAUCUUCUUCCUAUAAGUCAAUUUCUUUUAUAUGAGAAUUGCUUUCUCCGUUUACAUUAAUCUGAUAAUUUUAAACACU
Messenger RNA from Durio zibethinus, 3802 nucleotides. RefSeq names its product topless-related protein 1-like. Gene Ontology annotation, biological process: regulation of DNA-templated transcription. The record is from RefSeq and is a predicted model, not a curated record. Gene Ontology annotation, molecular function: protein binding. Lineage: Eukaryota; Viridiplantae; Streptophyta; Magnoliopsida; Malvales; Malvaceae.